GGUAGAACUUACUUUGGAGGCGUCGCUCCGAUCCACGACCACGAUGACCUCCCGCCGACACGCACUGUCUCAGCACACGAGUCACACGACACGCAGCCACUGGCAAAAGCUCAGCGUCAGCUUGCCGCUUGCUUGCCCACUACGCAGCCACUGGCACUUGGCACUGCCUCGCCAGUCGCCAGAUUCCACCGAGCAGAGAGCGCCCGGAUCGCGCGCCUUCGGCACCCGAGCCCGCCCGAACCACGAUCGCGCCCUGGGAGUUUUCCCGCUGGGGAGCGCAGUCGCGCGCUAGUUCGCCUGAAUCUUGCCGGCGACGAACCCUCUUUCCGGGAAACCCCGUCCUCGGAAGGGCACCAGUCAGCCUGAUGCGCCUGGUUCCAAGCCGUUGCGCCCGCCAGGCACUUCCAGCAUGCUUCCAGGCACCAAGGGAGGCUAUACUUUUUCGGGUGCACGGAGAGACCCGAAUGCGCCCCGUCGGGCAAGCCGUCAACCCAGCACUGCCAUAAUCAGCUCAUUUCAGCGAAGUUCAAACGGAUUGUGAUGGCUUCGAGGCUGGCUGAGUUGGAGGUGGAAGCCGCGGAAGUGACGCUGCGAAUCCAGCGGCUCAAGCUGCAGGCGGCGGAGGUGGCCGUGGACAUCGCCAGGGAGCAGGUGGAGCUUGCGGAGCUCGGCAGGGACCACGCCGUGGCACGCAGGGAGCUGCUGGAGUCGAAAGAGCCGUUAGACACCUCAAAGGAUUUGACGGACGCAUCUUUGAAGCCGUCGCCUCCCGCGGCCAAGAAGCGGAAGACUGCUUCCUCUUCUAGCACCUCCUCGUCUUACGCCUCCACUUCCAAUGCCUUCUCCUCUAACGCCUCCUAUUCUAACGCUUCCUCGUCUAACGCCUCCACUUCCAAUGCCUUCUCUUCUAACGCCUCGGAUGACGUGGCGGCCUUGGCGGAGGUCCAGGACCGACUAGCGAUGCUGGUGGCCCAAGAGCUGAGUGCCGCGGACGACUUGGAGUCGGCGAGGGCCCUCUUGAAGGACGUGGAGCAACAGGUGCAACAGCGACGACUGGUGGAGGAUACUUCACUUCGCCUCACAGUGCAGUGUAGCGCAGAUGAACCCAGCUCGGAGGUGGGGCUUGACAAGCUGCCGGACGAGGGACUUCUGUUCGUGCUGAGCUACCUGGGCCCGAAGGAGCUGUUGGAGUGCCGCCGUGUGUGCCGCAGGCUGAGGGACAUGGCGCUCCACCCGGACCUCUGGCGCUACAUGUGGCUCAAGGCGCACCCCGAAGACAACCAGCUGGUCGCCGCUUCAUUGCGCCUGGCGCCGUGCCUUCGCUGGCUGAACGUGGGAAGUUCGCUCCACCUUGCCCAGCUCGGCGUUCUCCUUGCCUCUACCAGCUGCGCCAUCUACGAGCUGGACUUGACCUUCCAACCAACAGACGCGGUGCUCGUCGUGAUUGUGUUGGAAAGGCAAGCUGCCUUAGGACGAUUGAAAUAUGUGAAACUGAAGUUGAGUUGCGAAGAAGACCCGGAUGAAAAGAAAACUUGCUUGUUCAACUUACGGUUGCUUCUUGAACGACUGCUUCAUGCCCAAGGGUUGGAAGGGAUCAACCUGGACGUCAACGCGGCAGCUGGACAAGAUUACUUCAAGAAAACGCCAGCGCUCCUGAAUGCAGCGAAGUACGAAGUCCCAAGGCCGGCGAAACUGCGAGCACUGGUGCAUGGAACAUGGUUCAAAAGCCCUUACCUGCCCCUGCAACUCAAGUGGAAUGCAGCCACUUUAGAGGUGGUGCACUUCUGGGCCGCCCCUCCCCGCGCGGUGCCCCUGCUGUGCUCGCUGCCCCGCCUCCGCGAGCUGCACUGCCCCCUGCUGCGCGACAUGCCGGUGCUGCUGCAGUGCGCGGCGCUCAAGUCGCUGCACCUCCGCGUCAACCAGGAGCCCUCCACGCGGCAUCUCUUCCCGGGGGUCCAGAAGUACCUGCGCGCGGCGGUGACGCGCCUGGAGGACCUCACCUUCGAGUACAUCGACGACGAGGCUCGCCCGGAGGCGGUGGACCUGGUGCUGAGCCUGGGCGGCAGUGCCGCCCCGUCGCUGCGGAGCCUGUCCUUCAAGUUCACCUACAAGAAGGAGUGGAAGCCGAAGACGUCUGCGCCGCAGCUGCGUCCUUUGGCCACCAUCCUCAGGUCUCUGGGGAGCCUGGUCCGCUUGAAGGUCGACGUGGAGCCGACCGACGAGUUCCUGGAGGCCCUGGACGGCGUGGUGCUGCCCAAGCUGGGGGUCCUGGAGUUCCAGUUCGACGACUGCCCGAAGCUGGCCCACGGGAAACACCGCCAAGUCGCCGGCCAGCUAGCCGGUGUCCUGCGGAGGUACCCGGGGCUGCACCUGGAGUGGGAGUCGUUCCACGAGGACAAGCCACACUGCCCGUUUUGCGACCAGUUCGAGUGCCGCGACUGUGACGGCGAGAUGCACUCGCUGUUCACCCACCCUGCAGACGAGUGGUGCGAGCCGGGCCACUGGGACAGAGCCUUUCACGUCAGCAUCGAGUGAGGGUGGCGUCUGUGUCAGCUGGUCCACUCGGGAAUCCUAGGACCCUCCCUCCAAGAGAAGCACUUGGGUAUGCCUCUGGGAGCUCAGCAGCAACAAUUUGCUCAAUACUCUUUUACUUAUUAAUUUUCGUAAAUUUAGGCAUGCUUUAAACUGAGCCUAAGGGAGCUCAGCAGCAUCUAUUAAGCUCUACCUUAAUAAUUUAUUUUAUGUUCUAAGUGUUAUGCAUUAAUUUUGGGCGUUUCUUAAGGAGCGGAGCAGCAAUAACUUAAAAUCUGCGCCUGAAUAAUUUUUUAAAUGUAUUAUUCGUAACCUAUAUUGUAGUCUUUUUUUAGCCUCGGAGCUGUUUUUAAAUCUGUGUGUACAUAGGUUGUGGGUAGGUCUUACAGCAGUGUCGAAAGCCUAGGCAAAACCUAGGGCUGUCUAUCCACGGUCAACUGCCCUAUUGUGUAUGUGCAAGCCUUAUUGUUAAAACUAUUUGAAAUAUACAGUUUGAUGUCGCCCCUACGAAA
Molecule: messenger RNA, 3044 nt
Organism: Thrips palmi
Lineage: Eukaryota; Metazoa; Arthropoda; Insecta; Thysanoptera; Thripidae
Exons: 10
Coding region: 541-2535 (664 amino acids)
Molecular function (GO): protein binding
Source: RefSeq, a predicted model, not a curated record